GAGCCGCCCGGGCAACCGCCACCGCUGCCUCCGUCGCCGCCGCCACCACCACCCGCCCGCCGCCGGCCGGGCGAGUCCCUGAGGCGCGGAGAUGAAAUUCCCGGCCUCGGUGUUAGCGUCCGUGUUCCUGUUCGUGGCGGAGACGGCGGCGGCGCUCUACCUGAGCAGCACCUACCGCUCCGGAGGGGACCGCAUGUGGCAGGUGCUGACGCUGCUCUUCUCCUUGAUGCCCUGCGCCCUGGUGCAAUUCACGCUCCUCUUCGUCCACCGCGACCUCAGCCGCGAUCGCCCACUGUCGCUGCUCAUGCACCUGCUCCAGCUUGGGCCCCUGUACAGGUGUUGUGAAGUCUUUUGCAUCUACUGUCAGUCCAACCAGAAUGAAGAACCUUAUGUGAGCAUCACUAAGAAACGACAGAUACCAAAAGAUGGUCUUUCAGAGGAGGUCGAGAAAGAGGUCGGCCAGGCAGAAGGCAAGCUGUUUACCCACCGUUCUGCAUUCAGCCGGGCAUCAGUGAUACAGGCUUUCCUUGGCUCUGCCCCGCAACUGACCCUACAACUGUAUAUAACUGUCUUGGAGCAGAACAUCACUACUGGAAGAUGCGUCAUCAUGACCUUGUCCCUGCUGUCUAUUGUCUAUGGCGCCUUACGUUGCAACAUCUUAGCCAUCAAAAUCAAGUAUGAUGAGUACGAGGUCAAAGUCAAACCCCUGGCGUAUGUCUGUAUCUUCCUCUGGAGAAGCUUUGAGAUUGCCACUCGGGUCAUCGUCCUGGUCCUCUUUACCUCUGUCCUGAAGAUUUGGAUCGUGGCCGUCAUACUUGUCAACUUCUUCAGCUUCUUCUUGUACCCCUGGAUUGUUUUCUGGUGCAGUGGUUCCCCAUUCCCUGAGAACAUAGAGAAGGCCCUAAGUAGGGUAGGUACCACCAUCGUGCUGUGUUUCCUCACUUUACUCUAUGCUGGCAUCAACAUGUUCUGCUGGUCAGCUGUCCAGCUGAAAAUCGACAAUCCGGAGCUCAUCAGCAAGUCCCAGAAUUGGUACCGGCUGCUCAUUUACUACAUGGUGAGAUUCAUCGAGAACUCUGUCCUCCUGCUCCUAUGGUAUUUUUUUAAAACUGACAUAUACAUGUAUGUGUGUGCACCUCUGUUGAUUUUGCAGCUGCUCGUUGGGUACUGCACCGGCAUUCUCUUCAUGCUUGUGUUCUAUCAGUUUUUCCAUCCUUGCAAAAAGCUCUUCUCUUCCAGUGUUUCUGAAAGCUUUAGGUCAUGUCUCAGGUGUGCUUGUUGGUCCUCCAUGAGGAGCACAUCCACCGAGCCAGUAGAAAGGAUAGACACAGACUUAAAGACAAGCACAGAGCAAGAUGAAAUGCCUUCUACCAGUAAAUUAACUCCCGAGACCACUGAGAUUUGGACUGCUGUUGAUCUGUGCUCCGCUUAAUGGAACUUGAGGUUUCUUACAAGUAAUGAGACUUCAUACCUUUAUACGCGUCAUGAGCCCUGCACAGGGAUUAAGGAAGGAAGUUAGCUGUCAGCUCCCUGUGAGCUGCUACCUUUUAUAAAGCUCUUAGAUUUGAGGCAGCUUUGGAAGCACUAGGGAAACCUACUACCCCACAGUUUGUUUCACACUUGACUCUGUUAUGUUCUUGCAGGCCUUACUGGCUGCUUCAUUGAUUGACACAGUAUCCCUGAAGUUUCAUUUGAGCUGGUCAUAUUCAUCAGGCAGAAUAAAGAAAAAUGCUUGUUUUUCCGUUUCUAGCCUGUUGUCUCAGUAGCCUGAUGCUUUCUUGUUACUGAAUAUACCUUUAUACAAGAGUCCCCAUGAUAGCUGGAAUAGAUUACAAAGGAUUUCACAACUUUGUUUCAAGUAUAGCUUACAGGAGAGCUACUUAAGUUUGUUUUGUCAGUGUGUUCCAUUUUCACCUCAGUAAGACUUUUUGUACAUAACCAACUGUAGCCACUCUGGCAUGCAAUGUGCAUUUUGUUUCAAGGGCCUAGAUUUGGGGACUUUAUUCCCUAGGAUCCAUUGGUACAGUUAUUUAGGAAAGCCAUGUUUUAUUCCACAUGUUGAAGAAAGGAGGGAUCAGGAUGGAUCGGGACAAUUAUUAGAACAUCAACAUGAUGGAAGUUUAUACAAAUACCUAAGUGUUUAAAGAUACAAAUUGGUUAGAAGGUAGGCUUAAUUCUCCUCAUAACUCAGUCGUGUCCUAUUAAUCUGCGAAAUUUCUAGCAGAAUUUUCUAAGAUUAAUAUUUUAGAAAGACGGAAAUAAAACUAAUACUCUUCAUUUCUAUCUCCCCUUCCUUGCCUGCCAGAAAAGUUUUAAACAAUACUUACCUCAGUUUAUUUGCUGUUGUUUCUAGAAAACCCUAUGCAAAAAAUCUCUUCCCUGAUGCAAGUAUAUACACAGGACAUUUUAAUUUUCACAAUUUUUUAGAAAAAGAAGUAUUUUCCUCACUACCACUCUUAGUUAGAAAUGUUGACCUUGGAAACUUCCUAAGCUAUAAAAAGUAAUGAAAUGAUCAAAAGUUUUUGUUCCUCAUGAAAUCCAUUUUGAUAGAAGUUUUUAAAUGAGAUCUUUAAUUUAAUUUAAUUUUAAUGAGAUCUUCAGUUUUUAUCCACACUACUUUAUCUAAUGAAUAAUUUCUCUCUGAUCUGGAACUAUUUAUUUUAAUUUAAUGGGGUUGGAUAGAAUAUUGUCAAUAGUCUGACAAAAAUGCCAGCAAGCAGUGCUACAAUUUCUACCACUAAAAUGUGGAUGAUGAAAUGUCUAGAAACAAGUAACCAUAAAAUUUGUGCCAACUUAACAUAAGAAUUGUAACAAAAUUUAAUACAUUUUUAAAGGCACCUCUGUUUGUGAUUCUAUGUGAUAGAAUAGAUAUUUACUUUUCUGACCACGUAAAUCUGUAAAACACAUUUAUCUGGCCAUCAUACUCCUUAUAAUUGCUUUUAAAAACAUAAUUGCUUUUUAAAAAUUUAGUUCGGUAAAUAUUUUACUAUACUAGAGGAUUCGUAGAAUAAUAAGUAUUCUUUGAUGUGUCAUUCACACUGUUAAUCUUUGUACCAUUUUGUAUGCACACACUUGAGUAAGGUUCUGAACCAUAGAGCGUCCAUUUUUUUUUCUAAAAUAUUUUUCCCCAUUUGUAAUUCUUCUGGUUUGCCAGAAUUUGUGGUUUACCUGUAUGAGAAUGCAUAGGCAGUACAUCCUUUUUGACCACUUUAACAUAUAAAAGUCAAAUUAAUGUUUGUCUCUGUUUUCUGUUGACCCUUGUAUCACUUUUCCUGUUUUUAAUAGAUCUAGACAUAGUUAGUAUACAUCUUCAAAGUGAUACUUUAUAUGACAGAUACAUCUUCGUACUUUUCCUUCUCAGAGGUACAAAACUGUUGAAAAUCUAUAACAAGUCCAGGGAAAACAAGCUUAAGAUGCUAAAGCACUCCUGUUUUGGUUAUUUCCUAUUUAAGAAGUUCAAAAUGAUUGCAAGGGUAGGAAGGGCAUCCCUAGGUCAACCGAAAAUGCUUUGCUCUCUCAAAUCAUUUCCUUAUGUUUACAGGCACCAGGUGUUUUCAGUCUUUAAUGUGAAGGACAUCCUUUCCUUGAAGCUUUCUAAUGACUGAGGGUAGAGGUGGUACCCAGUUCCAAUUUUGGGUCAUGUCUUGAGAGUGAGACUAGCGUCACUUUGAUACUUCCUAGGCAGGUUCAGAAUUAGACAAGGGUAAGGACAGUUGUAUUUUUCCAGCCUUGGUUUAGAAGCGUGACUCCAAAAUACUUUUAAACUUUUAAUUUUCAAAUAUAUUGUAAGCCUUUUUACCUUAGUCAGUUGGUAAGCAUCUUGAAUGACCUCAAACCAAACUAGCAGUGAGAAACUUUCAGACACCAAAGGCCCAGGUGAUACCUUAUAAAGACGGUGUUUUUGUUUUUUACUUUUAGCUAGUUAGAUAUUAGUUCAGUCUCUUGGUAUGUAGGCAUUUUCCUUGUGCAGUCCCAAAAGCUUACUUACUUAUUCUAGACCUCCAUUUCCUAACUUACGAAAUUAACAUGAUACACUCUUCCAACUUACCUCACAGACUUGUUGGAAAGAUUUCAUUAAGUAAUAGAUACAAAAAUAUUUCAAAGUACCAUAAAGAGUUGCUAUAUUCUUCAAGUCCAUAAAUUGGUUAUUGUUUGUGGUUUUGUUUUCCUGACUGAAAUGACAUUAAUAGUUUCAUCCACAUCGUGUCUUCAGUUAAGGUACAGGUCUUUAGACUUCCCUGCAGUUACCUUCUCUUACCAUCACUUGAUCACAAAAUUUAGCACUCAGGGCAUGUGCUCAUCCUGGGAAGGUUUAUGCCACCAAACCCAACAACUCAACUUCCAUCCUUGGGACCUACAUGGUUGAAGGAAAGAAACAGUUCCCAUAGAUGUCUGGUUUCCAAGAUCAAACGAUGGUGCGUUUGUGCACGUAUACAGACACACAACACACGCACACAUGCACGCAUGUAUGCAUGCACGCACGCACACAUGCACAUACAGUUACAAAAUAAAAACAUUAAAAAUAGCCCCUAAGCCCUUAGUACUUGAUGGGAAAAAAGACCCAGUGGAUCUCAGAAAGUGCUUCUGAGAGCAAAUAAGUUUAUUGUAUUGAUAUUAUCCUUUAUAAAGAAUGUAACAGCAUCUUUUGAUAAUCAUACAUUACAACUUAAAUGGCUGAUUUGAAGCAUUAAUUAAAUGUGAAUAUAAUCUGCACUAUUUUGUAAAUGGGAAAAGAAGCUUAGUAUUGAUUGUCUUGAAAACACAGCAUUUCCUUGGGAAUGUAUCUUAUAACAUUAGUAUGGUUGUAUGUGCCAGUGCAUCUCAGCCAGUGAAUUGUGGGUAUGCACUUUUGUGGACUGCUUCUCGGAGUCAUAGACUCAAAUGUUGUUUAUGUUUCUUCAUGUAAUAAAUUAAUUUUUUC
Arvicanthis niloticus (Nile rat) is the source of this 4921-nucleotide messenger RNA. It is a transcript of the gene Xk, whose product is annotated as X-linked Kx blood group antigen, Kell and VPS13A binding protein. NCBI's taxonomy places the organism in Eukaryota, Metazoa, Chordata, Mammalia, Rodentia, Muridae. Gene Ontology annotation, cellular component: membrane. The record is from RefSeq and is a predicted model, not a curated record.